Molecule: messenger RNA, 3566 nt
Organism: Amoebophrya sp. A25
Lineage: Eukaryota; Dinophyceae; Syndiniales; Amoebophryaceae
Source: the annotation of a GenBank genome assembly
AAAAAACUACGCUGUCCUAAAUGUAUAUUAUGCAGUGCCUGAUUCCUUCUGUAUUUGAUGGUAGUUGGUUAGCUCGUGAGAUUCCUUGAUCUAUAGUUCAAAAACUGAGUCCUUGAUUCAUCAGUACUGUUCGCUUGAGACUGUAUAUUUUCGAUUGGUAAAGAACUUUAAAAGAAAAGAUCCAUGACCUGUUCCUGACCGCUGCGGUUCUGCUUCCCUCUGUGCUGCUUGCUUGCCUGCGAUUUGGAAGAGACAGGCGCGACGUUGGUAUAGUAAGUACUAAAAACCACAGUUAUAAGAACUCGUGACUUCUUCGCUGGAUGUGAAUUAUUUUUCAAAAAACUGACUGAGAGGACUGUGCCUGAGUCACAGUGACUAGAGUACCCAAGAUGUCCGGUUCUGAAGAUGGUGACGCCCUGGCCAAGCUGAUGGCUGGCAUGGGGUUCACCGAUGACGAGGAUGAGGAAGGCAACAAGGACGCGAAGGAAGAUCUUGACGACGAGGAAGAAGAGGAGGAAGAGCUCGACCUCGAAGCCUUGGCCGAAGAAAAACGUUUACUCGAAGCGCAAGCUUUAGAGGAAGCUUUGCGUGUGCAACAACAGGAGAAAAGAGCCAAUAGGUUUGGGUGUCCACGACCGGGGGAUCCAGAGUAUGAGACAUUCAGCAUGGAAAAAGACAUCGUAUUGCGUAUCCUGCAGCAACCGCAUCUGGAAUAUCAAACCAGGCAACAGAGAUUACAAGUUAAGGCACAUCAGGUUGAUUAACUUUUCAUUUACUUCGAAAAGAACAGGAAGCAUCUGCAGUUCUUUAUUUUAGUCCUCUUGAGGAACUCUUCUAGUUGCAAUGCAUAGAAGAAGUGUAUUCAUCACAACAUAAUUCAUAGAGCAGUAGUAAAUGGAGGAAGGCCCGUAAGUGGAGGAAGGCUUUUUUUUUGAAUUUUGAAAAUGAUGACCAAGACUUGAAGAUGUUAUUAACUUGUCUUUGUUCUCGUCCGAUUAGUCUUUGUUCUCGUCCUCCUCUAAUCGGAAGCAGGUGAAUGAAGCCCGCAUGAAGUGGGAGCAAGCAGAGCAGGACAAGGUAGCCAAAGGUAACGAAGAUGCGGUACGUGCGGCUCAACGGAAAAUGCGACUGCAAAUGAUGGAAAAUGCGAAGGAGCUGUUGGUACUAUGACAUAAGUAGUAAGGUUCUUGCAAAUGAUGGAAAAUGCGAAGGAGUUGAUGCUACUUUUUUGCCACAGCCCACAGAAUCAAAUUAUAGCGUCCUUUUCCUAAUACGAGUUUCUUCGCAACUCAGAAAAAGAUCUCUACACUCACGACUAGGUACUAGAUGGUUACGGUAGAAGUUCAUCUCAUGAACCAAAUUCCAAUAUAUGUUCCUCUUCGCUCUCGCUUUCACCAGGCAAAGCGCGCCCAAGAGCGUACGAAGGCUGGCCAGCGUUUCUCCCAGGAUGCUCUUGUCGAGGCUAUGCUAGCCAAAAAACGACGAAGGAAAAAAGAAGACGAGGACCGCCUAGCGGAGCAACGAGCUUGGAACCGGAAAAUUACAGAUGCUUUCAUCGACACUUUCACCCUUCGUCCAGUCUGGAAAGCCAUCGGCAACGAAGCGGCCAAUGUAACUGCGAAACAGGCUGCACAAGCUAGCGACGUAUACGAGCGAUUGCCGACUUAUCUUCGGCUACAACAGGAGUUGGGCGUGAUGGAGGAAAAAGAAAGGCUAGUGUUGGAGAGGGACAUGGCUCUGGAGAAUAUGUUCAUGGAAAAAGUAAAGUACAAUGAAGACAAGUCUGAGCGGUGGUACAUGAAGGCAGUUCCGUUUCUUCAAGCAGAGCAUUCUUCAGAUAACACCUACGAGCCACAGAACCGGUUAAUGGACACACAUGCGUUGCACCCUACGCGCGAGCCUCCCAAACUAGGUCCGCCAGUCUGGCCUGCGCAAGGUUUGCGAAUAGUGCAAACCCCAGACGUAGUACGUGACACGCACACCCGUAAAUUUAUGACCUCACUUAUAGUCUAUCUCUUAGCCCAUCAUCUGUGAGCUGUUUCCAAGUAGAAAAACGGAAGCAGAUGAGAGAAAAGGUGGAUUGUAGUGAGUUCUAAUAAAUGGUUUGAUGCAUACGAGGAAAAGAAUCGAUAUUUCACAAAAAUUGAGCACUCGAAAUUGCCUACCACAAUUCCCAAUACAAGUAAAACGCAGUUCCCCGGUGCGCCCGUAACUGUGGCUUCGUUUAUGCUGCAUCCCCCAGAGGAUGAGCAGAGGGGAUUCCCUAAGAGGAACUUGUGGGUGAAAAAAGAAUCGCGGAGGCAUCCAGGCUUUCAUUAUUGGCAGAACCAAGCCACAGGGGAUACCGUUUGGGACGACGCGAGUUUUCCUUUGAAGCAGGAAAAAUAUUUCGAAGCUGUAGAAGGGGAGGGUCAGUUACAGGGUACUUGGAAAUCUGAAGAUGACAUCAAGGAAGCGCAUGGCGGCAUCCCAGUGGACAAGCAUUUGCUCCCUGGCGGACAGCUGCUGUCGGAUGGCUUGUUGUCGGGACAUUUACCCCCAGGAUAUGUCCCGCAGAUCGACCGAAAAUUGUACCCAGUGGGUCUUGAGAAGUCUCCUUCACCGAUAAAACGAGGCUGGGCACAGGGCCUCCUGUCGAAAACGGGAGCAGGAGGUGGAAGUGUGCUGACGCAGACGGCCAAAAAAGUGACACAAAACGUCUCUUCUGAAGCUGGGGCUUCUGGGACAAAGGCUUCUGUUGAAGGUUCACCUGGAGGUACUGGAGGUGGAAACAAGGCUCCUCCUGGAACAACAACAAGUGCACCUGGAGCAGGAGGUGGAACAAGUAAGUUCCCUUCUCGCCCAUUGGAUGCGAAGCAAGAUUCUUUGAUGCGAAGUGCAGGUGUAUCCAGCGACUCCCAGGGAUUGGACUACAGGAGAUCACGGAGACCGUCCGAACCAACGCUGAGACGGACGGGAGUUUUUGAGGCUAUUAAAAAGGAAUACGCUGAUAAUAUUGUUGAAGGUCCUCGUAGGAGUCAAGAUAAACAUUUUCAACCAGGCACUUCUACAAUGAGUAGUAGCACGAGGAAAGGUAAGGGUAACAAAGAAAAAGAACCUAUUAAACAACAAGAAGGAGAAGCACAACUCAACAUGGCCCCGCCGUGCGACUUCAGGCCGGAUAACGAUCGCAUGUCUUCGAUGGACCCCUCCAUGGAGUUUACCGCAAACCUUAGCUCCACAACUAGUGUCGAGGAUAUGGAGAAGAAAGUGCAUGCCUAUUACGCGGACUGGCGCAACGAGUUACUCGAAGAGACGCCACCGGAUAGUAAAACUCUGCUUUUUCGACAGCAUCGGCUUCUAUCAGAAGUGAGCCAACCGCCGAUUGUGGGUCGGAGAACGUGGCGGCGCGAUCCUUCUCUCUACUUGAGUGCCUCGAAUAAAAAGGCUCAGGGACCGACGAGGCAAUAAUAAUAGGUAAAAGUCUAAGCAGAUCUCAGUAGAUCGAUGACACAGUCAACAUCCGAGUGCUAGUAAUAUCAGAAUCUGGAGGUGACAGCGGCUGCUUGAUCAUACUUUUGUUCGCU